Molecule: messenger RNA, 1137 nt
Organism: Eucalyptus grandis
Lineage: Eukaryota; Viridiplantae; Streptophyta; Magnoliopsida; Myrtales; Myrtaceae
Product: disease resistance protein RPV1-like
Exons: 4
Coding region: 1-1137 (378 amino acids)
Biological process (GO): signal transduction; defense response
Molecular function (GO): ADP binding
Source: RefSeq, a predicted model, not a curated record
AUGCCUUCUUUUGAACCGUCUCAAGAUGCAAUUAUGAUGCGAAAUAUUGUUGAACACCCAAAAUCGCAGGCCCUCAAUCAUCAGCUAUUUUUGUCUUCAGAAAUGCCUCAAGUUGUCAUCUCAGGUGAGAACACGGAAUCUGUGAAGUGGGAAGAAAUAGCAGCUGUGACAGAAACAAACAUGGACGUAACUUCUGUCAGUGACUCAGCAUCCUCAUCAGCUAUCAACAAUGGCAGUGUAGAAGCUACUGCGGCAGGUGUCUCCAACUUGGGGCCAGAUACUCGCUCGGGCAUUACAAAUUUCCUCUAUACCAGGUUGCUAGGUGCUAGAAUCCACACAUUUAAGGAUGAUGAAGAGCUCCGAGUUGGAGAGGAGGUUGCUCCUGAGUUGCUAAAAGCUAUCAGCCAAUCAAAAAUUGCAAUUCCCAUCUUUUCCAAGAGCUACGCCUCUAGUAAAUGGUGUCUUAAUGAGUUGGUCCAAAUGGUGGAGUGUAGUAAAAUAGGGAGACAGAAGGUUAUGCCCCUUUUUUAUGGCGUUACUCCAAAGGAGGUCCGUCAUCAAAGUGGGUCUUAUAAAGAAGCCUUUAUUUCGCAUAAGGAGAAAUUUGGUGCCAACGUUCGUAAGUGGGAAGCUGCUCUCAACUACGUAGCCUAUCUAAAAGGAUGGGACGAUUCGAAGAAGGAUAGAGGUGAAGGAGAACUGGUAGAAGAGAUUGUCCAGGAGGUUAUAAAUCAGUUGAAAAUGGCUUGUCUGCCGAUAACAGACUGCUUGGUCGGAGUUGAAAGUCAUGUGCAGAAGAUCGAUACAAUGAUGUGUGUUGAUUCGAAAGACAUAAGAAUUCUUGGAAUCCAUGGUAUGGGGGGCGUUGGAAAGACUACUCUUGCCAAAAUCAUCUACAACCGGCUGUCACAUCAUUUUGAAGCUUGUUGCUUCCUUUCUGACAUCAGGGGAACUUCAGAGCUUAAGGGCAUCGAAGUUUUGCAAAAUCAACUAAUCUCCGAUGUUCUCAAAAGAAAGGGGUCAAACAUUAGCAAUGUUGAGGAAGGAAUCAAGAUAAUACAAAAUAGUUUACGCGAUAGAAAGGUUCUGGUACUACUUGAUGAUGUCGAUCAAAUGGCUCAUUGGGAUGCACGAUAG